GCCCCCUCGCACGGAGCUCUGAUAGGCUCCCGUGGGCUGGGGUGCUCGCAAGGGCACGCUUGAGGACCCGGGAAAAGGAAGUGUGAGGGCCGCUGGGAAAAAAGAAGGGGUGUACCGGCCCCGGCCCCGACGGGAGGGCCAAGACUACAAAUCCCAACACAUUCGCGGCCUCGGAGCCCCGCCCCUAACAAACUACAGCUCCCGGAAGGCAUUGCGGCAGUGCUCUCGGCGCCAGGCCGAGGUGUGGUGGUGAAGGGGUAUUUCCAUUUUAACAGGGAACAAUCCCUGAACCCGAAGGAAUGAAUCCCUAAUGGUGGAGUUUCAGGCAUCAGUGACAGGCUGAACCCGGACUUCCAGGGCCCAUGCUUACACCGGACAAAUUAUGGCCUGAGCUAUGAGCAAACAGGACUUCAUGAACACUUCGGUGCAAGAGCCCCCUCUUGACUACUCCUUCCGAAACAUCCAGGUGAUUCAAGAUCUGAUAAGCGAGGAGCCAAGGAAAGGGCAGCGACCACUAAGGCACUCGAAGUCAGGGAAGUCACUGACCCAGUCCCUGUGGCUGAACAACAAUGUCCUCAAUGAGCUGAGAGACUUCAACCAUGUAAUUUCACAGCUGCUGCAGCAUCCAGAGAACCUGGCCUGGAUCGACCUGUCUUUCAACGACCUGACUUCCAUUGACCCUGUCCUGUCCACUUUCUUCAACCUGAGUGUCCUCUACCUCCAUGGCAACAGCAUCCAGCGCCUCGGAGAGGUGAAUAAGCUGGCCAUCCUCCCUCGGCUCCGGAGCCUCACACUCCACGGGAACCCCAUGGAGGAAGAGAAGGGGUAUAGGUAAGACCAGGUAGGGACCAUGUCUCCUGCCAUCGCACUAGCCUUCCUGCCACUGGUGGUGACAUUGCUGGUGCGGUACCGGCACCAUUUCCGACUUCUGGUGCACACCGUCUUGCUGCGGAGCCUCCGAGACUACCUGUCAGGGCUGCGGAUUGAGGAACGGGCCUUCAGCUAUGUGCUCACCCACGCCCUGCCUGGAGACCCUACUCAAAUCCUCACCACCCUGGACCACUGGAGCAGUCACUGCGAGUACCUGAGCCACAUGGGGCCUGUCAAAGGUCAGAUCCUGAUACGGCUGGUGGAAGAGAAGACCCCUGCUUGUGUGCUGGAGCUGGGUACCUACUGCGGAUACUCCACACUGCUUAUUGCCCGUGCCCUGCCCCCUGGGAGUCGCCUUCUCACUGUAGAGCGGGACCCACGCACAGCAGUGGUGGCUGAAAAACUCAUCCGCUUGGCUGGCUUCGACGAGCGCACGGUGGAGCUCAUCGUGGGUAGCUCAGAGGAGGUGAUCCCGCGCCUACGAACCCAGUACCAGCUGAGUCGGGCAGAUUUGGUACUCCUGGCACACCGGCCCCGAUGUUACCUGCGGGACCUGCAGCUUCUGGAGGCUCACGCUCUGCUGCCAGCUGGUGCCACUGUGUUGGCGGACCACGUGCUCUUCCCUGGUGCACCCCGCUUCCUGCAGUACGCCAAGAGCUGUGGCCGCUAUCGCUGCCGUCUCCAUCAUACUGGCCUCCCAGACUUUCCUGCCAUUAAGGAUGGCAUAGCCCAGCUCACCUACGCAGGACCUGGCUGA
Molecule: messenger RNA, 1627 nt
Organism: Eptesicus fuscus (big brown bat)
Lineage: Eukaryota; Metazoa; Chordata; Mammalia; Chiroptera; Vespertilionidae
Product: transmembrane O-methyltransferase homolog
Exons: 8
Biological process (GO): dopamine metabolic process; developmental process; catecholamine catabolic process
Molecular function (GO): catechol O-methyltransferase activity; protein binding
Source: RefSeq, a predicted model, not a curated record